AGAGGAGGCCCGUGCAGAACUGAUUGCAGGUUCGCAUUCUCUGGCCAGCAUCUGACCUGCCCAGGAAGGUGUCCCUCACGUAGCUGGAGGCCCCUCAAAUGCCAUCUAUUUGUGGCCUGGACCUUGACGGCUGGCAGGAGACAUGUGACCACAGGGAUGGGGUAUUUUUGGCAGUGGGGGUGGGGCCUGUGUGGUGAGCCCAGCACCAUGCCGCUCUGGGACAGGCAGCUCGGACGCCCAGCUCCACUGCCCUGGCUGGCCACAGGGUCCCAGGACAUAGAUGGAGUGCCGGCCCCCGAGCCAAGGAGGUGGGGGGCACCCCGGGGACUGGGCAGGGUGGUGGCAGCGUAUGCUGGCCUGUGUCCGGGGCCUGGGUCCGUGAAGAUCCCACCUAGCCUCAGGCUGUGCUGCUCAAGCGCCUCUGCUGACCUGAAAUGGAAAACUUCCAGUACAGCAUCCAGCUGAGUGACCAGGACUGGGCCGAGUUUGCAGCCACGACUGAAGAGUGUGGCCUCCCGCAGGCCAGCCUGGCCUCUGCGGAUGAGCUCUUGUCCAGUGACAUUGACCAAGGGGACAGCAGUGGCCACAAUCCCCCUGGGCCUCCACCCCUCCUCGAGGGGCAGCCGGCUGCUGGGGGGAGGGGCUGGCCUGGUUUCAAGAAGGAGGACAAGGCCGCUGCCCGGCCACUGGUCAGCAGGUCUUGGCGUGAGCCUGUCUUGGCCCUGGGGGCUGAUCAGCAGAUGCCCGGCACGUCCGCACAGUCAGAAGCUUUGCCGUCCCUCGCAUCUGACGCCGCCCCUCUAGGUCACAGCUCGUCGCUCCCAGGGCCAGCGUCUUCCAGAGACGAGAUGCAGAGACUUCUGCAGGGGCCAGCCCCCCAGGACCCUGAUCCUAGUACCCCUGGUGAGUCUCCUCAGAGCCCCGAGUCUCCCGGCUGCACCACUGCUCCCCAGAGGCCCCCCGGCACUCCUGGAGCCGCGCCACGCAGCCCUGGCCGAAAGAAGAGGCACGCGGCCGGAGCCAAGGGGGGCCGGUGCUCGAAUACUCCGGGCUCUGCUCCCACCCACCUGGGCUCCCUGCUGCCUGCUGAGGCCAGGCCCAAGGAGGACCUUGGUCUGGCUGGGUCCGGGGGGAAGGGUCUCUCGGCUGGAACAGCAGAGCAGACACCAGGAACCAGGCAGAAUGGACUGAGUCCAGAGUCUGCAGGAGCGCCUGCGCAGAUGACCAAGCAAGGAACAGAUUUGGGUCUGUCUACACCAGUCCCUACGAUUGAGCAAGGUACAGACCCACUCAGAAUGACCCCCAGAGCCGAGCCACACACCACGUCCACACCUGCCCAGGAGACUCACCCAGAUAUCUCCGAAGCUAAGUCAGAUGUGGCUCCGUCUACACUCGCCUCCAAGCUUCAACCUGACAUGGCUCUGUCUACAUCUGCCCCCAAGUCUAGACUGGACAUGGACCUACCUGUGGUGGGCCCAGUGGUUAAGCCAGAGGAGGACUCAUCUACACUUGCUCUGCCUCACCUUGUUUCCAAGACCCGAUCCGAUGCAGGUGUGUCUACACCUGCUCCCCUUCCCCGGGCUGGGCCUGACUUGGUGGAGGUGGAGGCUGCCCCGAUGGCCAGGCUGUGUUUGAGCUCUGUUGUGUCUCCAGGAGGACACCAAGAGAAACCCAGAGGGGAGCCUUCAGCAGGUGCCCCUGGACAUCACUCGGGGGAGCCCCCCCCACCAGGCUCUGUUCAAGCACCCAAGAAGAAGAGAGUGCGAUUUUCCAUGGCCGUGCCCAGCCCCAAGGAGCCAGGUUUGGGAGAAACCUCAGGCCCACCCUCACCAGCCACAGCCCGGCCCGUGCCUCCCAGGACAGCAGCUGGGGGCCGAGACAGGCCUGGUGGCUGGGAUGCCGUGGCAGUCGGGCCCCGGUCCCCCCAGCCUCGGAUCCUCAAACACUUGCCUUCCCCUCCCCCCUCUGCCUCUGUGGGGUCUAGGCCCAGGAGCAGCUUUGCAGUGACCCUCCCAGAGGCCUACGAGUUCUUUUUUUGUGACACUAUUGAGGAGGAGGAUAAAGAUGCCGUGGAGGCGGCAGAAGCUGACCAGGCGCUGGCCGGAGUACAGUGGCCGGACACGUGCGAGUUCUUCUUCCAGGACCGCCGAGCCCAGAGGUCAGGGCACUGGGGGGUCCACUCCGUGGCCCACCCCCCACAAGCUGAGCCUGUGCCAGCCUGUCCGCCUGGAGACCCCGUGCCCAUCUCCAUCCCCGAGGCCUAUGAACACUUCCUUGGGGAGGACGUGUCGGGGGGCGUGCUAGAGCUGGCUGCCCUUCUCCAGCUGCAGGCCACAGAGCCCCCCGGGUCGGUCCCCUGGGGAGUGGGGUCUGGAACCUCACCAGAGCCUAGCCCAGUCACAGCAGAGCAGCUCAGCCUGGCAGUCAGGCAAGCAGGAGAGCCCCGGGAGCCUCUCACCUCGUUUACCUUCAGCCAGAACGACAUGUGCCUGGUGUUCGUAGCCUUUGCCACCUGGGCUGUGAGAACAUCGGAUCUGCACACCCCAGACGCCUGGAAAACAGUCUUGUUGGCCAAUAUUGGUACCAUCUCCGCCAUCCACUACUUCCGCCGGCACGUGGGGCAGGGGCGCCGCAGCCGCAGCCCCAGCCCCAGCUGGUAGGAUCCAGGCUUGGUCCAGGAAGACACAGGACAAAGAAGUGGCCCCAGGGGCUCAGGACGAGGUGCCGCCUCAGGUCUUGCCCUUUGAUCCCUGUGUCCUAUGGCAUCUAGGAAGGAGCCAGUGUCCUCGGUCCUGGCUCCCUUGGAUUCCACCCAAAGGUCUAGCCAGUGGCCGAGGCCAAGGCUGUGCUCCACACCUGGAAAGAGGGAGAUUCUGGAAGGCUGGGUGGGUAGGGCUGAGCAAGGAGCUGGUUAGUAAGGUGGCCAGAUUAGCAAAUAAAAACAUAGGGUGUCCGGUGAAACUUGCAUUUCAGACAUGCAGUAUCGGAGAUUGUACUAAAUUACGCGUGGCUUAUCUGAAAUCAAAUUUAACGGGGUGCCUUAGGUUUCGUUUGGUGAGCCGGGGUGAGAAGCAGGACAAAGUGUUGGAAACUAGAAGGUGUCAGUGCAGCAGCAAGGCUGCAGCUGGAAAUCCGGGCAGGGGGCAAGGGCGAGGAGACUGGGUGGCCUUCAGGUGGAGGGGGGUGUCCCAGAGACUAUCUGCCCUCUUUACAAGUGGACUGGGGUAGUGAAAACCUCUGAGGCCUCUUUGACCCCUGAACCCCAGGGGCGUGUGGCCAAGGCCUUCUGGGCUCCUGAGACCGUGAGCAGGAACCCACAGGGGCCUAUGGGAGGGUGGCCCUAGCAGGGUGAGGGUCUGUAGGGCAGAGGCUGGAGCCCCUCCUGUGGGGAACCCUGGACGAGGUACAGGGGCAGAAUAUGGUGGUGUCAGGUAAAGGGACUGAACAUUUGGGGUUGUCCCGGGGCUUUGAGGAGCCAGAGAUGGGGCAGGAACGCGGGUGGGAGGCUGGUGGUGGCAAAGCAACGGAGGCUACCAAGCUGGGUGCCGGGUCGGCGUGUGCACAGGGUCCCCAGGACAGGGGACUUCUGGCUGCUGAGUGGAAAACGCGGGGACACGCAGCACAAAUAAAAAAUCUUUAUCUUUCUUGUUUA
This is a messenger RNA of Acinonyx jubatus (cheetah), 3652 nucleotides long. RefSeq names its product PPARGC1 and ESRR induced regulator, muscle 1 (gene PERM1). Gene Ontology annotation, cellular component: cytoplasm; nucleus. Gene Ontology annotation, biological process: regulation of DNA-templated transcription; response to muscle activity. Bases 435 to 2660 code for a protein of 741 amino acids. The record is from RefSeq and is a predicted model, not a curated record. Lineage: Eukaryota; Metazoa; Chordata; Mammalia; Carnivora; Felidae. The transcript has 4 exons.